Molecule: messenger RNA, 345 nt
Organism: Geodia barretti
Lineage: Eukaryota; Metazoa; Porifera; Demospongiae; Tetractinellida; Geodiidae
Source: the annotation of a GenBank genome assembly
AUGACGCGCCGCAAUGCCUGUUACGCGCUCAACGCGGUCGGAACUCCGACUGUUGAUGCGCUGCGAGAUGCGUUGAAAGACUCCCGUGAAUACGUGCGGAAUAACGCCGCAGAGGCACUCGGCGACUUGGGAAAUAAGGCAGAAUCAGCGGUGCCUGCCCUGGUGGAAACGUUAGCGGAUACCUCUGGCUCCGUGCGGUCGCGCGCGAUAGAGGCGUUAGGAACAACGAGUCAAUCGAGUUCAAUCGCUGUUCCCGGUCUUGUGAAGGCAUUAGAGUACCCGCACGAUGGCUCACGGCAAAAAUGCGGUAUUCGCGCUGGCGCGGAUUGGUCAGAACGCGACUGA